Papilio xuthus (Asian swallowtail) is the source of this 1674-nucleotide messenger RNA. It is a transcript of the gene HnRNP-K, whose product is annotated as Heterogeneous nuclear ribonucleoprotein K. The record is from RefSeq and is a predicted model, not a curated record. The transcript is spliced from 11 exons. Bases 220 to 1296 code for a protein of 358 amino acids. Lineage: Eukaryota; Metazoa; Arthropoda; Insecta; Lepidoptera; Papilionidae. Gene Ontology annotation, molecular function: RNA binding.
ACCACUUGCUACCGUUGCCAUUUUCCUCCCAUUGCCGCCAUUUUUAUUAUUUUGUGAAUGUGAAUCAUAAAUCUAUAUCUAGUAUAUAUGAUAUUUAUUACCGUAAACUGAAAAAAACAAUUUAAUAAUUGUUUAAACAAAAGAAGCAGGAUACUAUUAAUAUUCUUGGUGCGAUCAGCCCAAUUUAGGCGUCCGACUUGAAUCAUAGCACACGGCGAUAUGAAGCGUGACGCGUACGGUGAAGACGGGCCGGUGCACAAGCGGCAACGGCAGACCGAUGAUGAAGUCACCUUCCUCAUACCUAGCAAGGUGGCGGGGUCUAUUAUCGGAAAAGGUGGCUCCAACAUCUCCAAGUUAAGGAACGAGUACAAAGCCUCUAUAACAGUCCCCGAUUGCCCCGGCCCCGAACGAGUUCUGUCGAUAAGUGCAUGUGAUAUCGACACUAUUUUGGAAAUCGUGAAAGACAUACUGCCGAAUUUGGCCGAUGGAGCUUUAAAAGGAGGAAACGAGGAUCUGGACAUCCGUCUCCUAAUACAUCAGAGCCGAGCGGGUUGCGUCAUCGGUAAAGCCGGUGCCAAGAUCAAAGAAUUACGUGAGAAAACGGGAGCCAGACUGAAGAUAUUCUCUAGCACUGCGCCGCAGAGCACGGAGCGCGUAGUGCAGCUGGUGGGCAGCAAGGAGGCCGUCGCCGCCGGAGUGCGCGAGGUCCUCGAUCUCAUACGACAGGUGCCAAUAAAGGGCGCGAUACAGAACUACGACCCGCACAACUACGACGACUACUACGCGGACGAGUACGGCGGCUUCGGGGGCGGAGCGGGCGCGGCGGGGCGCGGCGGACGCGGUGCACCCCCCCGCUCGCCCCGCAGUGCGCCGCCGCGCGCCCCGCGCCCGCCCGCGCCGCGCGCCGCGCCGCCCGGCCCCCGAGGUGCGUUCAACGAUUACGGCGGACCCCCGCGCGGCUUCGGCGGACCCCCCCGCGCCAACUUCCCCGGACCCACUUUCCCCGGCGGCAACUUCGGCGGCGGCUUCAACAGGAACUCCGGCGGCCAGGAGACGAGCACGCAAGUUACCAUACCCAAAGAUUUGGCCGGCGCGAUUAUCGGGAAAGCCGGGUCCCGUAUCCGGAAGAUUCGCGCGGAGAGCGGCGCCGGCAUUGAGAUCGCGGAGCCGCUGCCGGGCUCCAGCGACCGCAUCAUCACCAUCACCGGCACGCCGCAGCGCAUACAGAUGGCGCAGUACCUCCUGCAGCAGAGUGUUCAUGAGAGCAACCCGAAUCUCGGUCGAGGCAACUUCUAAUAUUCCAAGACUAUAACAAAUUAAAACAAUUCAUAAAAUAAUUCAACUGAUUUAAUUUACAAUUGUAAAAUAAUGAAAUCGUGUGAAAUGCGGUCGUUUAUUCUCUGCGGGUGAAACAGAGUUGAGGCUCAUUUACAAUAUAUUUUGUUUGUCUGUUUGUUACAAACUAAUUAUUUUUAAUAUGAUUUCUAAGGCAUUAAGAAACGUCUAAGAUUAAUAUUUUUGAAUUCAUUCGUAAGAAAGAAGCAUUUAUAAUGAUUAUAAAAAUAAUUAUAGAAGUUAAUUUUAAGAUCGUGUCAGUGGUAAAUGGUUUUUGUUACAUCGAUCUAUGUUAAGUAAUAGAAAAUAGAAUUUAAAAUAAAUAGUUUAUUUUAUGAU